AUGGGAUUGUUGCUCUCUGUUUGUUCGGAAAUUAUCCAGGAGGUAGAUAGUUACAAACACCUUGGUGUCCUUCGCUUAGUGUCUUCUUCUGGCUCCCUCAGAAUCUCGGGACGCUGCUCUGCGGGUAGGAGUGCCUUCUUUGCCCUGAAUUCUGUGGGCGCGAGGUUCGGCUGCCUCCACCCAAUCACCUCUCACAAGCUUUAUUCCUCACUCUGCCUUCCAAUUAUGCUCUAUGGAUCAGAACUCUGGUCCCUAACAAAGAGCGAUCUCAACAUGUUGGAGAGAACUCACAGGAAACUACUUCGCACAAUUCAAGGCCUGCCUACAAGAUGUCCGUCACUCGCCCUCACCAGCCUUAUUGGCUCGUUGGAGAUCUCGGCAUUGGUGGACUGCAGACAGCUCUGUUUUAUUAACUCUAUCGCAUGCAUGUCUUCAGAAGAUCUCCCGAAAAAGAUUAUGGUAGAAAGACUUCUCGCCGACUCUCCAUCAGGUCUCUUAAAAACAUGGUCCACACUAGUCUUAUCUCGUUGCUACCCUUCACUCUCGUCUAUGAUCUCAAACGGGAAAAACAAAGGGUCUUUUAAGACUGCUGCAAAGAAAUCUGCACUAGUCACACAAUACGUCAAGAUGACAGACACAUGCACAAAUCUCCCUAUCUCAUCCCUCCCCGCCCUUCUAGGUCGCCCUUCGAUGCUAUGGUCAUGCUGUCAGCUGGAUCGUUCUAUGCAUGGCCCCUCAAAUUUCAGAAUCAGGCUCCUAGUGGGCUGUGACGGGCUCGAGCUGGAUGCGUCCAGGUUUAGAUAUCGCAACAGAGGAAAUAUCUCUCCCGGUGUUGCAUCGUGCAAACUAUGCAACACUGAAGAAGAAUCACCUUCACACUUUUUAGUAAGUUGCCCUGCUCUCUCAAUGCGCAGACUUGCUCUCCUGCAGGAUGCCCCAUCCUGCAUCAGUGUUCACCUCCCCCACGACCCAAGGGCACUACAUGACACCCUCUACAAUCUCCUGCAAGGCCUUGUCUGGCUGAAAGCUGCCCAUGCGCAAGAGUGGCUCUUGCUCUUCAUCAAAGAUCUAAGGCAAACCUAGUUGGGCGGAGUCCAACCAACGCUGCGCUCUGGGUUGGGUAUCAGUACACGUAGCAGUUUUGUUCCACCGGUACUUGAGACAGAGUAUGAAUAUUGUUUAAUCUUUAAGUGGCUGACAACCGCAUGGCUCAGGGGUGCGAUAUAAAGAAAUCAAUUAACUAUUUGGAUGGCUAUUCUAGCUGACUGGAUCUAGCUAUAGUUGUUUUGGAAUUCAAGAAAGACCUCAGACUCUUAGAGAAAGUAGAAGAAUACUUUAGCCUGUAAUAUAAGAUUUAGUACAGGCAGAAAUAAACUUUUUCAUAAUAGUUAGACAUCUAGCACAAGGAGAGGUACAGCCAGCUAUAAGACUACCCCAAGGCUUCUGAGAAGCUUUUCGAAGACCAAAGAAGGCAUACAUAACACAGGUUUUGUCCAAACUAAUGAUCUAAUCUUAUUGGUAGCACAACAAAACUUAAAACAAAGACAAGUCCUUUUAAUUAAUUAGUACAUACUGUUCAAGCUU
This is a messenger RNA of Halichondria panicea, 1584 nucleotides long. RefSeq lists its product as uncharacterized. The record is from RefSeq and is a predicted model, not a curated record. The transcript has 2 exons. Bases 1 to 1083 code for a protein of 360 amino acids. NCBI's taxonomy places the organism in Eukaryota, Metazoa, Porifera, Demospongiae, Suberitida, Halichondriidae.